Messenger RNA from Trichosurus vulpecula (common brushtail), 3303 nucleotides. RefSeq names its product solute carrier family 12 member 1 (gene SLC12A1). Gene Ontology annotation, cellular component: membrane. Gene Ontology annotation, biological process: chloride ion homeostasis; potassium ion import across plasma membrane; sodium ion transmembrane transport. The coding region runs from base 1 to 3303 and encodes 1100 amino acids. The transcript has 26 exons. NCBI's taxonomy places the organism in Eukaryota, Metazoa, Chordata, Mammalia, Diprotodontia, Phalangeridae. Gene Ontology annotation, molecular function: sodium:potassium:chloride symporter activity. The record is from RefSeq and is a predicted model, not a curated record.
AUGUCAAUGAACAACUCUUCCAAUGUAUUCCUGGAUGCAGCCCCCAAUCAUCCAAAUCGUUUUCAAGUUAAUGUAAUUAAUGAGAGCCAUGAAAGUAGCGCAGCUGCUGAUGACAAUCAUGACCCUCCGCAUUAUGAAGAAACAUCCUUUGUUGAUGGAGCCCAGAACAGACUGAGAAUCAGCUUUAGGCCUGGGAAUCAGGAGCUAUAUGACAAUUUCCUCCAAAAUGGAGAAACUGCUAAGACAGAUGCAAGUUAUCAUGUCUACGAUUCUCAUACCAACACGUACUACCUACAAACCUUUGGUCACAACACCAUGGAUGCGGUUCCCAAGAUUGAUUACUACCGUAACACUGGGAGCAUCAGUGGUGCCAAAAUGAACAGACCUACUUUAUAUGAGAUACAUGAACGACUUGCCAAGAACGUGGCUGUCACCCCGGGCUCUGUUGACAGAGUUGCCAAUGGAGAUGGGAUGCCUGGUGAGGAACAAUCCGAAAACAAAGAGGAAGACCCUAAUGCAGGCACUGUGAAGUUUGGAUGGGUGAAAGGUGUGCUGGUGAGAUGCAUGCUGAACAUCUGGGGAGUGAUGCUUUUCAUUCGCCUCUCCUGGAUUGUAGGGGAAGCUGGAAUUGGUCUUGCAGUCAUCGUCAUUGGCCUAAGCGUGGUAGUGACAACGUUAACAGGUAUCUCUAUGUCUGCUAUUUGCACAAAUGGAGUAGUGAGAGGAGGUGGAGCCUACUAUCUAAUUUCUAGAAGCUUAGGGCCAGAAUUUGGUGGCUCCAUAGGCCUCAUCUUUGCUUUUGCCAAUGCAGUGGCUGUCGCUAUGUAUGUAGUAGGAUUUGCUGAGACCGUGGUUGACCUUCUUGCGGAGAGCAACUCAAUGAUGGUGGAUAAAACCAACGACAUCAGAAUAAUAGGCACCAUUACGGUGGUGAUUCUUUUAGGUAUUUCGCUGGCUGGAAUGGAAUGGGAAGCCAAGGCUCAAGUGAUACUUCUUAUCAUCCUUCUCAUUGCAAUUGCAAAUUUCUUCAUUGGAACUGUCAUUCCAUCCAACCAUGAGAAGAAAUCGAGGGGCUUUUUUAAUUACCAAGCAUCUAUCUUUGCUGAAAACUUUGGACCAAGCUUCACAGAAGGAGAAGGUUUCUUCUCUGUCUUUGCCAUAUUUUUCCCAGCUGCUACUGGCAUUCUUGCUGGAGCUAACAUCUCUGGAGAUUUGGAGGACCCACAAGACGCUAUCCCCAGAGGAACGAUGCUAGCCAUUCUGAUCACCACCAUUGCCUACAUAGCGGUUGCUAUUUGUGUAGGAGCCUGUGUUGUCCGGGAUGCCACUGGAAAUGUGAAUGACACAAUCAUCUCUGGUAUAAGCUGCAAUGGCUCAGCAGCCUGUGGUCUGGGCUAUGAUUUUUCCAGAUGUUUAGACCAAAAAUGUCCAUAUGGGCUGAUGAACAAUUUCCAGGUAAUGAGCAUGGUCUCAGGAUUUGGACCCUUAAUCACUGCUGGGAUCUUCUCUGCCACCCUCUCCUCUGCUCUGGCCUCUCUUGUCAGUGCACCAAAAGUUUUCCAGGCUCUUUGCAAGGACAACAUCUACAAAGCUCUUCAAUUUUUUGCAAAAGGAUAUGGGAAAAACAAUGAGCCUCUAAGAGGAUAUAUGCUCACAUUCAUUAUUGCGAUGGCCUUCAUUUUGAUUGCGGAACUGAACACCAUUGCUCCCAUCAUCUCCAACUUCUUCUUGGCUUCAUAUGCACUUAUUAACUUCUCCUGUUUUCAUGCAUCUUAUGCAAAAUCUCCAGGCUGGAGACCUGCCUAUGCAGUUUACAACAUGUGGGUAUCUCUUUUUGGAGCCAUAUUGUGCUGUGCAGUCAUGUUUGUUAUAAAUUGGUGGGCAGCUGUCAUCACCUACGUUAUUGAGUUCUUCCUGUAUAUCUAUGUGACAUACAAAAAGCCAGAUGUGAACUGGGGAUCCUCUACUCAAGCUCUUUCCUAUGUGAGUGCUUUAGACAAUGCUCUGGAAUUAACCGCUGUAGAAGAUCAUGUGAAAAAUUUCAGGCCCCAGUGUAUUGUUUUAACUGGUGGACCCAUGACAAGACCAGCUCUACUGGACAUAACACAUGCAUUUACCAAGAACAGCGGUCUCUGCAUCUGCUGUGAAGUCUAUGUGGGGCCGCGCAAGGAGUGUGUGAAGGAGAUGAACAGCGGCAUGGCGAAGAAGCAGGCCUGGCUUCUCAAGAACAAAAUUAAGGCUUUCUAUGCCGCAGUAGCAGCAGACUGCUUUAGGGACGGUGUCAGAAGUCUCCUUCAGGCCUCAGGCUUGGGCAGAAUGAAACCAAACACUAUGGUGAUUGGAUUUAAAAGAAACUGGAGGAAAGCUCCCCCUGCAGAGAUCGAGAACUAUGUGGGAAUUAUACAUGACGCCUUCGACUUUGAGAUCGGCGUCGUUAUUGUCAGAAUUAGCCAAGGGUUUGACAUCUCUCAGGUUCUACAGGUACAAGAAGAAUUAGAAAAAUUAGAACAAGAGAGAUUGGCAUUAGAAGCCACGAUUAAAGAUAAUGAGAGUGAAGAAGGAAGUAAAGGUAUCCGGGGACUGUUCAAAAAGGCUGGAAAGUUGAAUAUCACCAAGCAAAUUCCCAAAAAAGAUAGUGGCAUUAAUACAAUCCAAUCAAUGCAUGUGGGGGAGUUCAAUCAGAGACUAGUGGAAGCCAGCACUCAGUUUAAAAAGAAGCAAGGCAAAGGCACCAUUGAUGUUUGGUGGUUGUUUGAUGAUGGAGGGUUAACACUCCUAAUCCCCUAUAUCCUGACUCUCAGGAAAAAAUGGAAAGACUGCAAAUUAAGGAUUUAUGUUGGAGGCAAGAUAAACCGUAUUGAAGAAGAAAAAAUAGCGAUGGCUUCACUUUUGAGCAAAUUUAGGAUAAAAUUUGCAGACAUCCAUAUCAUUGGUGACAUAAAUAUUAAACCGAACAAAGAAAGCUGGAAAUUCUUUGAAGAGAUGAUUGAACCGUAUCGUCUCCAUGAAAGCUGCAAAGAUUUAACAACUGCUGAGAAAUUAAAAAGAGAAACUCCAUGGAAAAUUACAGAUUCAGAACUGGAAGCGUUCAAGGAAAAGAGUUACCGUCAAGUUCGGUUGAAUGAACUCUUACAGGAACACUCAAGAGCUGCUAAUCUCAUUGUUCUGAGUCUUCCAGUGGCUAGAAAAGCCACUAUCUCAGAUAUCUUGUACAUGGCCUGGCUAGAAAUCCUCACAAAGAACCUCCCUCCUGUCCUGCUGGUUAGAGGAAAUCACAAAAAUGUCCUAACUUUCUAUUCAUAA